GCAGAAGUAAGACCUUCAGACUGUACUUUACAACAUUGUACUUAGAGAAAUUAGGGAAUGGAACAAGGUACAUUCAAAAUGCAACACUCCAAGCUAAAAUUUCUGAUCUUGCUAACAGAACCUUGGAAACAUUUUAUGGUAUGCAGAACAUUGAGAUGCAUAUGAAGCUUACCCUUGUUGAUAUCGUCAAUAUCGAUUCUGUUGUUACUGAAUCAAGAAGAGUGAUUGCUGCUAGUGAAAAAGUCUUGAACAUUCUUCAAAAAAUAGAUGUUAGCUCCCUGCAAGAUCCACUUGCUUACGUCACCAUCUUUGACAUUCUUGCUAUUCAAUACCAUGCAUACAUUCGUGUCAAAAAUGCUGCCAAGGUUGUAUUUAAAAUUGUAUACAAUGAUGUAGAAAACCAGAAUCUAAAUAAAAUUAUCAAAAUUCAGCAGAAAUUGGAUUCCUAUUGUGACAGAGUACCUAAAAUGGCUAAAAUUAUUGCACUGAAAGGUCCUGCUUCAGAAUCAGAAUCAGAAUGCCCCAUUGGUCAAAAGGUUCAAAUCCAAGGCAGCAUCACAUGGCCAACACAACAAUUAACUGUGAAUGUCAUUGCAAAUCUCACCAAGUCCUGGGAACAAAUUAUUUGGGAAAUGUUGCAGCCAUUACCAUUGAGUAAGAGUGUCGCCACAUACAGAUGGUUACAUGAUGUCUCUCAUGGCAAACCAGAUAGUUUGGCCAGGUUACAAAUUACCAGCCGAGUGAAUUCUUAUCAAGAAUUCCAAAUUGAAACUUAUGUCAAGGACGGUGAAGUUCCACCAAGCUGGAUAGAAGCAUCAAGCAAAUUAUUUGAUAAGGUUCACCAUUCACUCUUCCCAUUCACCACCCUGAAAGCUGUUACUCUUGAAUCCCCAGUCAUGAAAGACAGUUGUCGUGGAGUGUGUAUCCAAGGAGCUGUUUCUCAUAGGAAUUCUCUAGUUAAUGCUGUGUUCCGCCUCCCAAGAUCAGUCUACACAACCAAUGUUCCAUGGACUGUGUUGACCCCACUUAGAAUGAAAACAUGUCUAUAUUAGUGCAGGACAAUAUUGCCAUCUGCAGUAGCAAAUGCUAAGAGCACAAAGUUGUCAAAAUAUUUUUACCAUUCCAAUUUGAUCUUCAUUGGUUUCUCUGUUGAAAUCAAUUUACAAGAUCAACUAUAAAACAAACUAAAAAAAAUUACUAAAACAAUAAAAAAAUAAAAAUAAAAAUUCCUUUGGUGUGAA
This is a messenger RNA of Octopus sinensis (East Asian common octopus), 1241 nucleotides long. RefSeq lists its product as uncharacterized. NCBI's taxonomy places the organism in Eukaryota, Metazoa, Mollusca, Cephalopoda, Octopoda, Octopodidae. The coding region runs from base 141 to 1052 and encodes 303 amino acids. The transcript has 5 exons. The record is from RefSeq and is a predicted model, not a curated record.